AUGGUGCUGACUACGUUGAUCCAUACCAAGCAAGGUCAACUAACAUACCUUCAGGAAAGACUACUCGAUACUCUUACUAUCGUCAAGAUGUACGACCACGACGAUCCGAACAACCCCUCCCAUCAGCCGGCUCUGGAUAGCCCAUCGGCAGACAGACCGCCCCAGUUCAAUUGGAGAAAUUGUGGCUACGACUGCGGAGAAGGUUGCGAGAAGGCCAGCGACGACGAAGGCGGUGGCGGAGUGAGCGACGAUGAGACAGCCGUUGACGCGGACGAGGAGCAAUACUUAAUGCCCGUGCCGCAAGAGGAAGAUAUGAGAAUGUUCGAAGACGCAAACAAUGCCACGGCACACUCUUCAGACCUAGACCCCACGGAUCUGGUCCAAGACUGUGCCGCCAUGUCCGACAGCAUGGUCGUCGAACCGUGUGCCACAAUCGACCACAGUCCAGUAGCAUCUGCCGGCGGCAGCGCUCGAAGCCGAUCACCCGACCCGGGUGUUCUUUAUUGGGUUGCCCACAGCAUGCCGGUUGCCACGCCGUUGCCUAUUGAGUACUUUUUUCUGCAGUCGCCGCUGCGUCUCAGCCCCCAGUACGAGCAUUGCCGCGGAGACCCAGCGAGUCACCUUGUCGUGCCGGAUCGCUCGCCCCUCUGGUAUUUGGUGGAACAGUCUUGGAGCGGGUAUGCGCCGGCUUAUGGAUACAUCUCGCCGCCAUAG
Alternaria viburni is the source of this 714-nucleotide messenger RNA. RefSeq lists its product as uncharacterized. NCBI's taxonomy places the organism in Eukaryota, Fungi, Ascomycota, Dothideomycetes, Pleosporales, Pleosporaceae. The record is from RefSeq and is a predicted model, not a curated record. The coding region runs from base 1 to 714 and encodes 237 amino acids. The transcript has a single exon.